UGCAGUGCAGUGCAGAGUAACUCAGCAACUGUUUGUACUCUGCAACAGAAAGUGCAGUGUGUUAUUUGGCUUGUGAAAACUGAGUCAGUUAUAACAGUGCAACGUAAUUUUAGAUGCCAGUAUGGUGGUGAACCACCUACAGCAAAAACUAUCAGUCAUUGGGGAAGGCAAGAAGGGGAUAAAACGGAAGAAAGAGAAAAUCAAGAAACCAAAAACAGAACCGAAAACAAGAGAUGAAGUAUUAGCGCAGAAAAAGGCACUUACAUAUUUGAAGCAGUGGCAUCGAGAUCGUGGAAACUGGAAAUUUGAGAAAUUGAAGCAGAUAUGGCUUAUCCAAAACAUGUUAGAUGCAAGCAAGAUUCCAGACAAGAAAUUCAAAAUAUUUCUUCAGUAUAUUGUCCCUAUAAAAGGGAGUGCAAGAAGAUUAGUUGAAGAAAAAGCAUCAGAAAUAAUUUCCGCAAUGGAAAAAAGAAUAGGACUUGAAGAGCAAGGAUUGACUGAAAAUGAAAUACUAGCACAAAACCCACAAUUGGCUGGUGUGACCCAUACUUCCUAUGAACGUAGCAGACAGAUUCUUCAGUCAUUGCAAGAAGAAUGAUAAUAGUCGAAAUGUGUAAAUACCAUGUAUGUUCACUUAAUCUCGGAUGAAAAAUGUCCUUAUUCUUCUGUAUCUGUUUUUUUUUUCUUUUUAAUGUGAACAAUAUCCUAGUUAAUUAAUUUUACAUUAAUGUAUAACAGUGACACUUCUGAUAUGUAAAUUGUAUCAUAAAAUAUAAUAAAUUAUUUUUAUACGAAGAAUAAUCAGCAGUGUUUUAUAAUUGAGUCAGGAUACUAAUGUCACUGAUGGUUUUGGUCUUUAGGAAGCUCUAUUUUCCUGUCUUAGAGAUGAUUUGUCAAAUGCUGAUGUUCUACUACAUGUGCUCAGUUACAGAAAUUGCAAAGGAAAUCUUGACAUCCUGGCUACCCAUUUUGAAAAUGUCUCGUGUUAAUUGAGGAUCCCUUCUGAGUAUUCCUGUUUUUUCUUCUUCUUCCUCCUCUGUUGUUGUUAUCCUCCUCUGUUGUUGUUAUCCUCCUCUGUUGUUAUUAACAGUGUAUUAUUUGCAGUAAGAGGUUAUA
Molecule: messenger RNA, 1116 nt
Organism: Schistocerca piceifrons (Central American locust)
Lineage: Eukaryota; Metazoa; Arthropoda; Insecta; Orthoptera; Acrididae
Exons: 3
Coding region: 122-598 (158 amino acids)
Source: RefSeq, a predicted model, not a curated record